Molecule: messenger RNA, 1446 nt
Organism: Manihot esculenta (cassava)
Lineage: Eukaryota; Viridiplantae; Streptophyta; Magnoliopsida; Malpighiales; Euphorbiaceae
Product: PHD finger protein ALFIN-LIKE 4
Exons: 5
Coding region: 397-1152 (251 amino acids)
Biological process (GO): regulation of DNA-templated transcription
Cellular component (GO): nucleus
Molecular function (GO): histone binding; transcription coregulator activity; transcription cis-regulatory region binding
Source: RefSeq, a predicted model, not a curated record
AAAACACACUUGAAAAAGAAAGGAGAAGAAUUUGGUGUGUGGAGCCAGUGACCGUGAGUGAAUAAAUGCUAAGCCGGGAGGUCAAGCAAUAAUCUGUUUGGGUCUGGUCUGGUCUCGACCUUUUGUUUGCAAUUUCCCUCUUCUUGUAUAAAAGAAAAAAUAAAAACUGAAAAAUUAUCCACCAAAUUUCUCAUUCUGCUGCCAUGACUGAAUUGCCUGUUGAUGUUUUUGGUUCUAUAGGCUGCGAUAUCUCCGUAGUUGCCCCUUUCAAACUGUAGAUUUUCCUUCUUAUCCUCUCUCUCUCUCUCACACACACUUCUGGUCUCUUUUCUUCUGUCUCCAUUUUCUUUUCUUUAUUCUCUCUCUGUAAACGAAAUUUAUCUUUGAGUUACGGACAUGGAGGGUGGGGCACAGUACAACCCACGAACAGUAGAAGAGGUUUUCAGGGAUUUUAAAGGCCGUAGAGCUGGAAUGAUCAAGGCCCUCACCACUGAUGUGGAAGAGUUCUAUCAACUGUGUAAUCCUGAGAAGGAGAAUCUUUGCCUGUAUGGAUUCCCUAAUGAGCAGUGGGAAGUCAAUUUACCUGCUGAAGAAGUGCCUCCAGAGCUCCCUGAGCCUGCACUAGGUAUUAACUUUGCCAGAGAUGGAAUGCAGGAGAAAGAUUGGCUUUCUCUAGUUGCUGUUCACAGUGAUGCAUGGUUACUUGCUGUGGCUUUCUAUUUUGGUGCUAGAUUUGGUUUUGAUAAAGCUGACAGGAAACGUCUUUUCACUAUGAUAAAUGAUCUUCCAACAAUAUUUGAGGUUGUGACGGGAACUGCAAAGAAGCAGGUGAAGGAGAAGUCAUCAGUCUCAAAUCAUAGCAGUAACAAGUCCAAGUCGAGCUCAAAAGGGCGUGGAUCUGAAUCUGGCAAAUAUUCAAAGGGGCAGCCAAGGGAUGAUGAUGAAGGACUGGAAGAAGAUGAUGAGGAAGAGCAUGGGGAUACAUUGUGUGGGGCAUGUAGAGAAAACUAUGCUGCAGAUGAGUUCUGGAUUUGUUGCGACAUAUGCGAAAAGUGGUUCCAUGGCAAGUGCGUGAAGAUAACUCCAGCCAGGGCCGAGCACAUUAAGCAAUACAAAUGCCCAUCUUGUAGCAACAAGAGAGCACGGCCUUGAUGUUUGUAGGUUUGUUCAGCCCUCACCACCGUGCUUCCCUCGUGUUCAUGUCAUCAAACUAUUCAGUUAGUCAGAUUUUCUACGUGGUGCUAUAUUGGCCCCGUGUAUUAUUAGGUAAAAUGUCUUUGGAACUUGUUAGUUUGUGUAUGUUAGCAUUUGGUAGCUUGCAUAGUCGAGCAUGUCUAGUUUGGAUAUUAUCAUUUCCACUGUGUAGGAAAGCAUUUUUCCUAUUAAACACAGACUAUCUAAUUAUUCUCAACUAAUUAUUGAAGUGCAUCCAUUACUUCUGUUCAA